GAAAAAUAAUUCACAUUAACAUUUAAUAAAAUUAAAAUAUGUUUAUUAUAAUUCACAAAUUUUGAUGGGUCAAAGGAGAUAUACCAUUUCUUAACGACAAAAUUUGAAAAAUGAAGAAGCCAUAUAUAAUAGAGAAGAUUACAAAAUUCAGCUUGAAAAAAGUAAUCUCUCAUGAGAGGUUACUCUAUUAUGGUUUUCUUUACCAAAUUUAUUAGAGAUUUAACAAAAAUGAACUGUGUCACAAAGGCGUGAUUGAGAAUACUAGUGAAAUAGAGUCGUCGUUUUUCCUCGGGUAUUUUACCAAGAAAAGAAGCAUGCUUUGCUUGCUACCAGAAAGGUAACUGUGCAGCAUUUCAUCCAACACCAACUUAUACAACUCUUUCGACUAUUUGACCAAAGGCCCAAACUCCGAUCACCAAAGACGCCGGAACCCGCUGACUAUGCGCUGCGUGUAUAAUAAUAAUGUACCUGUCGGUGUCGGAAAGGCCUCGCCCCAUCGAUUUCUAUAAAGGAUCGCCGGAAUUGGUGAUGGACGUCACUUCCACCGUGGACCACCUCCAACAUCCGCCGGCGCCACAGCAGCAGCACCACCAGAUGAUUUUGGCGGAGAGUAGUGGGGAGGACCACGAAGCCAGUCGGGCUCCGAAGAAACGGGCCGAGACAUGGGUCCAAGAUGAGACCCGGUGCCUGAUUAGCUUCCGGCGUGAGGUGGACUCGCUCUUUAAUACCUCUAAAUCGAAUAAGCAUUUGUGGGAGCAAAUCUCUAACAAGAUGAGGGAAAAGGGUUUCGAUCGUUCUCCCACCAUGUGCACUGAUAAGUGGAGGAAUCUCCUCAAGGAAUUUAAGAAAAUGAAGCAGCAGGAUAGAGGGAGCUGUGCUACUGGCGGUUCAUCGGCGGCAACGGCUGCGGCGGCUGGAAAGAUGUGGUAUUAUAAGGAGAUUGAGGAAUUGCUGAGAGAGAGGACUAAGAAUGGUUCCCAAAAGAGCCCUCCUUGUCCCCAACCAACCUCUACUUCUUCCAAGGUGGAUGCUUUCAUUCACUUCUCAGACAAAGGUCUUGAGGAUGGAGGUAUUCCAUUUGGCGUGGAAGCUAAUGGAAGAUCAGCCGUGAACCUCGAGACACCCUUAGAUAACGACGGGGAUCCUCUUGCUAUAACUGCUGCUGAUGCAGUUACAACCAAUGGGGUUCCUCCAUGGAACUGGAGGGAAAGCCCUGGAAGUGGUGGCGAGGGACACCCUUCGUGUGGAGGGAGGGUUAUAACAGUGAAGUGGGGGGAAUACAGAAGAAGAAUUGGUAUAGAUGGAUCCAGUGAUGCCAUUAAGGAAGCAAUCAAAUCUGCUUUUCGUUUGCGUACUAAAAGGGCAUUUUGGUUGGAGGAUGAGGACAAUGUUAUCCGGAGUCUUGAUAGAGACAUGCCUCUGGGAAAUUACACUCUCCACCUUGAUGAAGGUACCAUAAAAAUGAAAACCUAACAUUUGUUGUGCUCUCUAUGACCCAUAGUAAUGGCUCCUUUUUUUUGUGCCAUUCAUAUAUGUGUAGGUAUUUCUUUCAAGGUCUGCCUAUACGAUGAUUCUGCAGUUCAUACGGAAGACAAGACAUUGUAUACGGAAGAAGAGUUUCGCGACUUCUUGACUCGGCGUGGCUUGAUUGGUUUGAGAGAGAUCAAUGGCUAUAGAUGCUUUAGCAAUAUAGAUGAUCUUCGGCCAGGAGGAAUGUAUCAAGGGGUGAGAUUACUAGGGGACUAGAAUUGCUCCUACAAUUGAAAUGGUAUAGAACCAAUUGCUCAAUAACAUUGUUAGAACUUUAGCAUUGGGGAUAUAUACAUUUCUUGUUUGUAUAUUGUAAUAUGCCGUACACCCAAUUUUUAGAUUUUAUUAUUGUGGAUUACUCUGAGAGUUUCUCACUUUGUAAAGUUGUGUUGUGAUCAAUUUUUAAGCAUUUUGAUUACGUUUA
Messenger RNA from Oldenlandia corymbosa var. corymbosa, 1954 nucleotides. The record is from the annotation of a GenBank genome assembly. NCBI's taxonomy places the organism in Eukaryota, Viridiplantae, Streptophyta, Magnoliopsida, Gentianales, Rubiaceae.